AUGGCUCAUAUCAAAGAAUUCACCCAUAGAGAAUAUAGGCAGUCUUCAAACACGGAAGAGGUAAUAUUUUGUGAGAUAAACCUUUUGGAACCAGAAGCUCCAAACCCACUACUGUUAAUCUGCAGGACUCCUAAACGUUUGCCAUUUGACAGCUCCAAGCGGCACCCAAAUAGACAAUGCACCCCUCAACAGUUCAUUAGUAGCGCAGCAAAUGACCCUAAAGGCACCAUUAGACCAGCCACUGAGACGGACACCGAGAUAUCCAGGAUCAUAUAUCAAUGGAUUAUACAGAUCUCUGGAGAGUGGAUUGGAUUAGUUAUAGCGUCUUUGUGA
Nezara viridula (southern green stink bug) is the source of this 333-nucleotide messenger RNA. NCBI's taxonomy places the organism in Eukaryota, Metazoa, Arthropoda, Insecta, Hemiptera, Pentatomidae. The record is from the annotation of a GenBank genome assembly.